UUUACAGUAGUGUAGAUCAUGUAAUUAUUGAACUAUAGCUGCGUUCAAGAAAAGAAAGGCAUUUUUUUAUUUCUUAUUAGAUUUUCCCACUUUCCCAUCUGUUGUUGUUGUACCAUAUAGAAACCAAAGAUCACAGGUGUAAGAUCUGCAGAAAAAUGGAUGGCUGCUAGUUGAUGAACCAACAUACACGCAGAGGAUUGAAGUGUUUGCAAGAACAAGAAAGGCUCAAUCUGGUAUAAACGAGUCAAACUGUUACAUGGGGGUACGAAGAUGGGCAGAGGUUGAUUCAUAAUUUCGUAUCUCACUCAUGGCGGCCUCAGAUAGGACUGGUCAAGCAAAUGAGCUCAAGUGAGCCAUAGCCCCUAACCACUCGAGCACUACAUUGGAAUGGUCAACAUUAAACACUCUUGUUUUCAAUUCACGGAUUUGAGGUCAGGGGUCAAGGUUCGAAUCCAAAACUAACAAGCAGAGUGGCGAAUAAAACUAGUUAUGCCCGGUGAGAUCAGAACCCUAAACCAAAGAAAAGAGUGAUGAUGGUGAAAAGACGAGAUGUAAGAAGGCACGUGGAGAUGAGGAGGCAGCCAAUAAUGCAAUCAAAUUCAGACUUGGCUUGAUGAGUCCUGUUUUGUCCUAUAAAUAGUAAAUACAACGGAAGGACCAAAACCCCAUUCGCUCAUCGUUUCCCUUACAGCCCCCUCUAGUCAUCCUCCUUUCUUCACUUCUUACGUGCAGCAGCAGGGCUAAGUGCCCAAUACAAGAAGAAGAAGAAGAAGAAGAUGGCCAAAUCCUUGAAUUUAUCACCAUCACCUUCAACACCCACCCUUUCUCUCUCUUCUUCUUCUAAAUACUCUACCCUCCUCAAAACCCCAACUACCCUUUCCUUCCCUUUAUCUCGCCACCACUCCCACUCUCACUCUCUAACCGUAAGAUCCUCCUCCUCCUCUGCUACAACCACCGCUACCCCAACUUCCACCACCUCUUCCAACCAAUUCCGAGUAGACAUACUAUCAGAAUCCCUACCUUACAUCCAGAAAUUCAGGGGCAAAACCGUUGUCGUCAAAUAUGGUGGCGCUGCCAUGAAACAACCUGAACUCAAAGCCUCUGUUGUGAGCGACCUUGUCCUCCUCUCCUGUGUUGGUCUCCGCCCUGUUUUAGUCCAUGGUGGCGGCCCAGAAAUCAACCACUGGCUAAAACUCCUCAACAUUGAGCCUCUCUUCCAUGAGGGUCUCCGCGUUACUGAUGCCAAGACCAUGGAGAUUGUGUCUAUGGUAUUGGUUGGAAAGGUCAAUAAAGACCUUGUUUCUUUGAUCAAUAAGGCUGGUGCCACCGCGGUUGGCCUUUCUGGCAUGGAUGGCCGCCUUCUUAUGGCCAAACCAACUCCUAACUCUGCUAAACUGGGGUUUGUUGGAGAGGUUGCACGCGUAGACCCCACUAUUUUGCAGCCUCUUGUUAAUAAUGGGCAUAUACCAGUAAUUGCGUCAGUGGCGGCGGAUGAGUUGGGUCAGUCUUAUAACAUCAAUGCUGACACUGUGGCAGGGGAGGUGGCUGCGGCAUUGGGGGCGGAGAAGCUGAUAUUGCUGACUGAUGUGGCGGGGAUACUUGAAAACAAAGAUGAUCCAGGGAGUUUAGUGAGGGAGAUUGAUAUAAAGGGGGUGAAGAAAUUGAUUGAAGAGAAGAAAGUGGGAGGUGGGAUGAUACCAAAAGUGAAUUGUUGUGUGGCGUCACUUAGUCAAGGUGUUAGAACUGCUAGUAUUAUUGAUGGAAGAGUACAACAUUCUUUGCUUCAUGAGAUUAUGUCUGAAGAAGGUAUUGGUACUAUGAUUACUGGCUAACCCACUGUUCUGUUUUUGGUUGUUUGUCUGUUUGAUUGUGGAAGAAUAAUGACUCAAUGCUAAAGCUCUGUACUUAUCAAGUGAAGUCUUUCUUUGAUGUUUGUUGUUUUUGCUUGAUGGGUUUCUAUUAAAUUUAUUUCUUUGCUUGUCAA
Populus trichocarpa (black cottonwood) is the source of this 1984-nucleotide messenger RNA. Its product is annotated as acetylglutamate kinase, chloroplastic. Gene Ontology annotation, cellular component: chloroplast thylakoid; cytoplasm. The coding region runs from base 777 to 1832 and encodes 351 amino acids. Gene Ontology annotation, biological process: L-arginine biosynthetic process. NCBI's taxonomy places the organism in Eukaryota, Viridiplantae, Streptophyta, Magnoliopsida, Malpighiales, Salicaceae. Gene Ontology annotation, molecular function: arginine binding; acetylglutamate kinase activity; ATP binding. The transcript has 2 exons. The record is from RefSeq and is a predicted model, not a curated record.